This is a messenger RNA of Microcebus murinus (gray mouse lemur), 2603 nucleotides long. RefSeq names its product kelch domain containing 8B (gene KLHDC8B). Gene Ontology annotation, biological process: nuclear chromosome segregation; mitotic nuclear division; mitotic cytokinetic process. NCBI's taxonomy places the organism in Eukaryota, Metazoa, Chordata, Mammalia, Primates, Cheirogaleidae. Gene Ontology annotation, cellular component: midbody; cellularization cleavage furrow; intercellular bridge. Gene Ontology annotation, molecular function: protein binding. The record is from RefSeq and is a predicted model, not a curated record.
UCCAACCUACCGGCGCCGCCGCGGGGACCCAAGACGCGCCUCUGCGCCGCCUCCGCCGUUCCAACAUGGCCGCCCGCUGCGCGCCGGAACGUCUCUGAAGCCAACAGUGUUGGGCCCCUGUGUACAUGUGAGCUGUAGCUGGGCAAACAGAAGCCACUUCCAUGAAGGGGCAGAGCCCAGCACCCAGGUAUGUCCUGAAAAGAAGAUCCUUCUCUGAUGAUGUCCAGCCCAGAGGUCAGGGCAAAGUGGAGAACCAGGAAGGCCCUCUGACUCCAACUGCCAGCCCCUGAAAGGUCAUGGACAGGGAUCUGCCCACACUCUGGGCAGGCCAGAAGUCAGGUACCAGUGACCUAUACAAGUGAGCCCUCAGCUUGAAGACAGCUCAUACUCUGAAUGCUCAGAAGAUAGGCAGGGCCAGGGUCUGAGGUCGAAUCCUAAAUCCUGGCAGGCCCAGUGUCCACGUGUCCGUUUGGCUGUCCGUUUGCAUGUGACCGUGGGUCGGCGCGCCCUGCUCUGGCCGCGGCAUGUGCAGGGUUAAGGCAAGAGGAGGAGGUUUCCCUGAGUCGGGUGGGGAGGGGGGGCUGAGGGGCGGACCUGAUCCAGCCCCGCCCCGCGCCGGAGCCGAGCUGGGGGCCCGCCGGAUCCCAGCUUCAGCCCCAGCCAGAUUCGGCGUCAGCGGAGGCGGAACGGCAGACCCCGUGCCCUGGUGUCACUGGAGCCCUGGCCGGUGAAGGCAAGGUCUCUGGACUGGUCAGACAUCCCCUUGUGGCCCUGGCAGAAUCAACAUGAGGCUCUGUCAUGCCUCCCCAGUGAGGCCUGUAGCCUGAGCAGAUAGCAUGGCCUGCCACUGACAGUGAAAGCCAUGGCUACAGGAGGUGGUCGGGCCUUUGCUUGGCAGGUGUUCCCCCCAAUGCCCACUUGCCGGGUGUAUGGCACAGUGGCGCACCAGGAGGGGCACUUGUUGGUGUUGGGGGGCUGUGGCCAGGCUGGACUGCCCCUGGACACUGCUGAGACACUGGAUAUGGCCUCACACACAUGGCUGGCACUGGCGCCCCUGCCCACUGCCCGGGCUGGCGCAGCUGCUGUGGUUCUGGGCAAGCAGGUGCUAGUGGUGGGUGGUGUGGAUGAGGUCCAGAGUCCAGUAGCUGCUGUGGAGGCCUUCUUGGCUGAUGAAGGCCGCUGGGAGCGUCGGGCCACCCUCCCUCAAGCAGCCAUGGGGGUUGCAACUGUGGAAAGAGAUGGUAUGGUGUAUGCUCUGGGGGGAAUGGGCUCUGACACGGCCCCCCAGGCCCAGGUACGGGUGUAUGAGCCCCGCCGGGACUGCUGGCUUUCGCUACCCUCCAUGCCCACACCCUGCUAUGGGGCCUCCACCUUCCUGCACGGGAACAAGAUCUAUGUCUUGGGGGGCCGCCAAGGCAAACUCCCAGUGACUGCUUUUGAAGCCUUUGAUCUGGAGGCCUGUACCUGGACCCGGCACCCAAGCCUGCCCAGCCGCCGGGCCUUCGCUGGCUGUGCCAUGGCCGAAGGCAGUGUCUUUAGCCUGGGUGGCCUGCAGCAGCCUGGGCCCCACAAUUUCUACUCCCGCCCACACUUUGUCAACACUGUGGAGAUGUUUGACCUGGAACAUGGGUCAUGGACCAAGCUGCCUCGAAGCCUGCGCAUGAGAGAUAAGAGGGCUGACUUUGUGGUUGGCUCCCUUGGGGGCCACGUUGUGGCCAUUGGGGGGCUUGGAAACCAGCCAUGCCCUCUGGGCUCUGUGGAGAGCUUCAGCCUUGCACGAAGGCGCUGGGAGGCACUGCCUGCCAUGCCCACAGCCCGCUGCUCCUGCUCUAGCCUACAGGCUGGGCCCCGGCUGUUUGUUAUUGGGGGUGUGGCCCAGGGUCCCAGUCAAGCUGUGGAGGCACUGUGUCUGGGUGAUGGAGUAUGAAGGCCUGAUAAGAUCUGUCGACCAGAGCAGCUCAGUGCCAGAGGCAGAGGUCUAUGGCUCCUUUUGCUGCUGAGGACACUCACUGUGGCUCUGUGGGAUGAGAGAGGCACAUGGGCAGGCACUUGAAACACCACCUUGGGGACUUGGGUUAGGGGAGCCUUUGUCUUUAGUGCAGGACACACAUAUGCUUACCAUGUGUACCUACCUUUAUCACCAUGCAUUCAUGGACCAUGCAUAGCUCCACCCUUGCCCUGGAUCCUACUAGGCCCUCUGUCCAGCUGGGAAGUGGAAAGAGGGAAGAGCUGGCCUCAUGCCCUACAGGGUCAGUGCCUAUCUGUAGUUGACCAGGCCUACCUUAGUGGCCAUUCCUGAAAAAUGCCAGCUGCCAACCUGCCUUGAGGGUCCCUGUUAGACCCAGGAGAAUUCAGAGAGGGUAGGGGACACAGAGGGAAUGGAGAGAAUUUAGGAACUGCCAGAGGGCCAGAGGAAUGCUGGUUUGGGGCCCUCUACACUGUUGGUUGUAUGACUUUGGGCAAGUCAUUUCACCUCUCUGUGCCUCAGCAUCCUCAUCUGUAAAUGGGGAUCUCUGAAACCUUACUGCCCUUCCUACCUCACAGGGCUGUUGUGAGGACCCAGGGACUUUGGAUGUGCAAGUAAAAGUGCUGCUAAAAUCUGG